Messenger RNA from Ramularia collo-cygni, 2043 nucleotides. RefSeq lists its product as uncharacterized. NCBI's taxonomy places the organism in Eukaryota, Fungi, Ascomycota, Dothideomycetes, Mycosphaerellales, Mycosphaerellaceae. The transcript has a single exon. The record is from RefSeq and is a predicted model, not a curated record. The coding region runs from base 1 to 2043 and encodes 680 amino acids.
AUGCAUACAUCAAUCUCACUUCCGCUGCUCUUUCUUCCCUCGCUCCUAGCUCCAGCCUUUGCCAUUCCACUCGAGCUUCGCACUGGAUCGAGCGCAACUGAACGAUGGGUACGAGUAGAGAACACACUCAACGCAACAACUUGGAACGGGGUCAACAACAAGGCCUCUGCACCUGAAUCUGAAUCUGAAUCAGCAUCGGAGACGGUCACAACCACUACCCUGACAGCGAGUUCAACACACCAUAAUCGCCCAAGCAGAACAGCUCAAUACAUUUACACACCCACAAUCAUCAAUGCACCUUUGCAGCCCAAGGGUAACGCCACCAACAAUUGGAAUGGAACUACGUCGGCUGCCAACUCUACCUCUAGCGCUUCUUCCAACUCCACAUUGGAUGCGUCUUCCAAUGCACCAUCUUCGAAUGGAACAACAUCAUCCAACGCAACAUUAACCAACGCAACAUUAGCCAACGCCACAUCAUCCAACGCCACAUCAUCCAACACAACAUCAUCCAACGCAGCAUUAUCCAGCAGCACAUCMCCCGAUCGAUCAUCACCCACUCCAACGUACCCUAACGCAACAUCAUCCGAUGAUGCUUCAGGACGGGGAAUGACACACGGAACGGACGGUUCCUUCACCACCACCACUACUACCACCACCACCAACACUACCGCUCUCAUCAAGACCUUCAACACGACCGUGGAAACUAGAGUCGAGAGUCGGGAUCUUAACAGCACUCUCCGCUCCGGCGAUGACGACAAGGAUAUUGACUACAUCGUCACAAGAGGCAACACCUUCACCGACAUUCAGGGAGCCCUUUAUCGAUCAAGACAUGACAUUGUGGCUGCCAAUGGUUCUCGGACUCACGCAGGACCAGUCGCCAAGGGUCCGGAAGGCAGCAUCUCUCGCGGUGUAUUCACCCUCGAACUUGUCAACAGAAUGCCGACCGACAACGUCAGAGCCUACAUUUCCGGUCUGGACCCGAAGGGUGCUCUCGUCAUGCUCGGUCAGGAUGGUCAAUGGGUCUACCCAUCAACAACCUCAGAGACUCCCGAGGCAGUCAAGGGCAACAUUCGCAUUCCAAUGGGAAAGGCCAACAGCACCACUCCGGUGGCACUUCCUGGCUUCAUUUCUAGCGCUCGUGUAUGGAUCGCCGACGGUAACUUGGACUUUUACGUCGUUGCCACUCCCAACGGGCCUGGUCUGGUUGAGCCCUCCAUCGCAAACUCCAAAGAUCCCAACUCAGAAGUCAACUACUCUUUCGCCGAGUUCUCCUGGGCGGCGGAUUAUGGUAUCUUCGUCAACAUCUCUUACGUUGACUUCGUCGGUCUCCCUCUCGGCAUGGAGCUUUCCGACUACGACAACGCGAACCACUCCGUCCUUGGUGUUCCAUCCAACGCCGCCCAGGUUCUCUGCGAGCAACUCAAAACCCAAGCAGCCCAGGAUGGCCAGCCAUGGGACCAGCUCUGCGCUUACGACAGCUCCGACAAGAUCCGCAGAGUGAUGGCUCCCCACAUCCUAAUCACCCAAAAUGAAACGGCAUUCAAAGGCUACUUUGACAAAUACGUCGAUGAUGUCUGGUCAUGGUACAGCUCCAACAAACUCACCAUCAACACUCAAAACGACGGCGGCAACGUCACCUGCUCCGUCCAAGGCGACGAAAUCAAGUGCGAAGGCGAUAACCGCGGCUACGCGAAACCCAACGCCAAAGACAUUUUCGGCUGCAACGACGGACCCUUUGCCAUAGCCGCCGGCGACAACGCCGUCCAUCUCGCAGUCGUCCCUCGUCUCUGUGCCGCUUUCAACCGUGCUACCUUCUUGCUCGAUGGCGGUGAUGUCCAGCCCGGUGUGUCCACGGAAAUGUACUACCCGGAAGACGUCUCCAGGAACCUCUACAGUGACUUUGUCAAGCAGAUGCAGGUUGAAGAGAGGGGAUACGCUUUCUCUUACGACGAUGUAACUCCUCCUGGUGAUGGCAAGGAUCAAUCUGGAUUGGUCUCUUCUACGAGUCCCAAGGUUUUGAGACUUAUUGUUGGCGGCUCUUGA